AUGAUUGCCGACAUCGAGAAGGCUUUCCUGCAGAUUAUGUUAGACGCUCAAGAUCGCGACUGUCUUCGGCUUUUCUGGUACACGGUCACCCCAUCUGCAGACGAACCCCUGCCUCAAGUUGAAACAUGGCGCAUGACCCGAGUUCCCUUUGGAGCCACGUGCAGUACAUUUCUCUUAGCUGCCACCAUAAACCAUCAUCUACGGUCCAUGGAAUCUACUUAUCCUUCGACAACUAGCCGGCUGAAGUGUCAUUUUUACGUCGACGAUCUCGUUCUCUGGCGUACGGCUGGAGACAAUAUUAGCUGCUCCCUUUCGUCAGCUUACGACUUUAUCAAGCCCGCAAAGCCUACCAAGCGACAUGUCUUGCGUAGCAUUUCCCGCAUCUUCAACCGCUUUGGACUUUUAGCGCCUUUUGCGAUAACUGCGAAGAUCCUUUUCCAAACCCUAUGGAAGGAGUAUACUCCAUGGGAUGAUGUUUUAUUGCCUCUCCACAGCACAGGCUGGAACACCUGGUGCGCCGGCAUUCCCAAGCGCGAGAGUUAUUCCCUUCCUCGCCUACUUGACCUGGAUGCCCCUACCAGCAUUAAGCGUUUCUCUCUACAUGUUUUCUGCGAUGCAAGCCCCGGUGGCUUUGGCACGGUUGCUUCCCUUCGCAACCCAGACGUCUGCAGAGUCAAUUUCGUGGCCGCCAAAUCUCGCGUUGCACCACUCAAGACUCAGAGCCUUCCUCGCCUGAAACUUAUGGCGGCACUCCUAGCAGCUCGGCUUGCCCACACCGUGUCAGAUGCGUUUUCGCUGCAAAAAGAAAACUGUACAGCUUGGACGGAUUCCAUGAUUGUCUUGGAUAUUCCAUGA
Molecule: messenger RNA, 855 nt
Organism: Ornithodoros turicata
Lineage: Eukaryota; Metazoa; Arthropoda; Arachnida; Ixodida; Argasidae
Exons: 1
Coding region: 1-855 (284 amino acids)
Source: RefSeq, a predicted model, not a curated record